AUGGGAAAACCUCGCAUGAUCAUUUUAAUCAGACAUGCACAAUCAGAGGGAAAUAAAAACCGCGAUAUUCACCAAACCAUACCCGAUCACAGAGUAAAGCUCACUCCUGAAGGCUGGACACAGGCUCAUGAAGCUGGUUUACAACUUCGAAAUCUCCUACGUCCAGAUGACACCCUCCACUUCUUUACUUCCCCCUAUCGACGAACCCGUGAAACUACAGAAGGUAUUCUGUCCACCCUGACCUCUGACUCCCCGAGUCCUUCACCAUUUCCCAGGCAUUCUAUAAAGGUGUACGAAGAGCCUCGCUUGCGUGAGCAGGACUUUGGUAAUUUCCAACCAUGUAGUGCGGAAAUGGAGAGAAUGUGGCAGGAACGAGCAGAUUAUGGGCACUUUUUCUAUAGAAUCCCUAAUGGAGAGAGCGCAGCGGAUGCAUAUGACAGAGUAAGUGGGUUCAACGAGAGUCUGUGGAGACAGUUUGGAGAUGAUGAUUUCGCAAGUGUCUGUGUUUUAGUGGAAUAUUUCGAAGAUCUCCGAAACGUCAAUCACUGCGAGUUCCUCAUCAUGCGCAAGUCUGACGAUUCUGGAAAAUACAUAUUAGAGAAUCAACUACGCACAUGGUCUCAGCUAAAACAGGAACGUCUUGCAAUUGCCGCCGCCGCCAAGACCUCUUCUUCGACGCCCGAAAAUGGGCAAAUAUCUGAAAAGGAUAAGGAAAAGGAGAAUAAAUUGCUAGUGGCAGGGCGCUCCCAUGUGGGACCUUCUAGCCCUAUACCAACACAUAAGAGAUGGGGUGGUUGUCCGAAUGGAUGCGACCAUGGAAAGCAUCACUACAAAAAAGAGAACUCCAUGCAUGCAAUGCAACUCAAUGGUCGCCCAAUCCUCUCAGCGUCUACUUCAUCAACACACAUAGAAACAAUUGCAUCCCGGCGACCGGCAGCACGUCGCUGGCAAUCUUCCUCCGAUGAAGACGAGGACGACCCCAGAGGUAAAGCGGGCCCGCCUGAAUUAGAUGUUCAAAAGAGUCUUGAGGAAACAGUUAGCAGUCCCGAUGGAACACCCAGUUUUAUCAGUCUAGAAGACCGAUUACGUAGUCGCAUUCAAAGUCCCAGUGAUUUGCUUGGCAUACGCCACGGUGGUAGAGAUGGAGGUGGAAGCGCUAGUGGUGCUAAUAGUGACGCCGAGUUCAGCGCAGAAGAAGAUGUUAGGAAAAGGCUAGCGAGGGCACGGAAUGCGAAUAAUACGUUGGGUAUCUCAGUGUUAUCGCGGAAAUUGACAAGAGAAGAAUCAAGUGGGAUGGGAAAGGGGGUCAAGGCUGAUGCUUUGGGGGAUCAAAGUGAUGAUGGAGAUGAUGAUGCUGGUGCACAGAGUGAUGAGGGUGGGGAGCCGAGCCCCGAACUCCUUGAGAUUCAACAAGCUGAAAAGUUGGACAAAAGUAUCAAGGGGAGCGUCUACUAA
Messenger RNA from Sclerotinia sclerotiorum 1980 UF-70, 1455 nucleotides. RefSeq lists its product as hypothetical. The coding region runs from base 1 to 1455 and encodes 484 amino acids. The transcript has 3 exons. Gene Ontology annotation, molecular function: phosphatase activity. The record is from RefSeq and is a predicted model, not a curated record. Lineage: Eukaryota; Fungi; Ascomycota; Leotiomycetes; Helotiales; Sclerotiniaceae.